AUGGGAAUAUCAUCCAAGCCUUGGCCAGGUCUCAACUUGACCGCGGACAAAAAGGUGGACCAAGCUUUUGGGAGCCUGGUUAAAUGGAAGGUUGGAUCGGGAGACAAAACCUUGUUUUGGAAAGAUCGACGACUACAGGGUGCAACCAUCAUAGAUAUCGCCCCUUUGGUUGUGGCGACGGUUCGUACGGAAGUUGCCAAUAGGAGACUGCCUACCAGAUGCUAUGUGAGGGAGGAGUUAGAUUCCACUCUUUUGGGGCCAUCUGGAAAUGCCAGGCACCACUUGCAUGUAAGAUAUUCAUGUGGCUUGCAGUGCAAUACCGACUGUGGACGUCGGAUAGAAGGACUAGACAUGGUUUGCAAGACCAAACGUCAAAAUGCUACUUAUGUGACCAGGAGGAGGACACAGUUGACCACAUUUUGCAGCAAUGUGUGUUUUUGUGGCAAGUGUGGUACCGUUUGCAUUGAUAGGAUGGGUAUGAGGAUGGAGCUGUGCCCAACAAAUGACUCACGGGCUACCCCGCCGCAGCAGGACGUCAUGUUCCCACAGCCGAAUGCCUUUGGACCACUGCGGCCUCCUCAGCCUCCGCCAUGGCAGUGGCAGUGGCAGCAGCAGCAGCAGCACCACCACCACCACCCGCACCAGCAGCUCCCUUUCCAGCCUGAGGCGGCGGCACUGGCGGCGGCCAGUUCCUUUUGGCAGCGUGACAAUGUGCGGGAGCAUUUGAAGAAGCUGCAAGAGACCGUCGCGAUUUCAAGCGCUCUGAUAAACGAGCUAGAGGAGAUUGCACUUGUGAGGAAUUCAUCGGAUGCUAGUGCACAAGAACCAGAUUCGUCUGCAGUAGCAUCGUCUUCAGGGUCUGGCGUCUCUUCUCCAGGCAGGCCUUGCCAUUUUUCAGAGCUUGCAAGUGAAAUCAAGAUUAGCCAAGACACUCAUGAAUCUCUGGCGACAGAUGCGGCCAAUUAUCUCUGUUCUCAACUUCAGCACCUCCUGGCACCUAUUUCUUCCGCUAUUAACCAAGACGGUCCCUGGGCAGAAAAAUCGGCAAUGGUUUCGUUAGCUCAGAAGCUGCAGAAGUCCAAGAGAAAUAAGCGAUGGAGGAAGAGGAAGAGAAAGCAUGUAGCAGAGCUUUUCCAGAAGGAAAGUGCAGAAUUUGACAGAGUUGAUCAGGAAGCUGAUGAAUGGAGGGCUAGGCAAAUAGCUAAUGACAUUGCAAAACGCAAGGUGGAAAGCAUGAAGCAGAUUGCCAAGAAGAAAGCAAAUGAGGAAAGAAAACGUCUAGAAUCUGAGAUUUGUCAUUUUCUGCCAGAAGAGGAUGAUAAAUAUCUUGAGCGUGUCAAGGCUGCAGUUGAGGAAGAGGAGCGCCAAGCUGCAACUGCUGCCCGAACUGAUGCUGCGAAGGAUGCUAUUCUCACCGCUGAGGAAUCAAGGAAGGCUGCCCAUAAUACAACUGCUCAAGAAGAUGGCCUUGGACAACCUAAAAGUGGGUCGGCGCCAGAGCAGAACCAAGGAGAUGCAAGCAUAAGUGAGAGAAGUGAUCAUGCAAGUCAAAAGACAGAACAUGAUGAUCAAAAGGUCGAGAUAAAAGGUCCUGUGCAUUCCGAAUCUCUGACCAAUCUGCCUUUUGAGUUCUACCACUAUUAUCAUGGAAGUAGCUAUGACCUGGGGACACUCAUUGAGGUACGCAGAAUGUGGGAUUCUUUUAUCAGACCUGGAGGAAGCCGUAUACCUGGCCACUGGGUUCAGCCACCCCCUCCAGCUAAUGAUGUAUGGGCAUCAUAUUUGGUGCAGCCCAAGCAUAGAAGAUACAUUCCUGAAGAACUGUCCAUUCAGUUCAUUCCAAAGCUCCCACGAAGCAAGCAAGAGAAAUGUGUGAGCAAGACCAAGGAGCUCCGCCACUCCAACACUCGAUUGAAGUUUUGCCAAUGGUUUAUUUCAGUGUCAAUAAGACGUAGCCACGCUUUGAUGUCCUUCCAAACGCGCCUAGAAAAUCUGCACUUGAGUAGAAGAUGCACGGCAGUCUCCAGCUCUUUCUUGCAGAAUUGA
Molecule: messenger RNA, 2046 nt
Organism: Triticum turgidum subsp. durum (durum wheat)
Lineage: Eukaryota; Viridiplantae; Streptophyta; Magnoliopsida; Poales; Poaceae
Source: the annotation of a GenBank genome assembly